Molecule: messenger RNA, 627 nt
Organism: Rhinocladiella mackenziei CBS 650.93
Lineage: Eukaryota; Fungi; Ascomycota; Eurotiomycetes; Chaetothyriales; Herpotrichiellaceae
Exons: 2
Coding region: 1-627 (208 amino acids)
Molecular function (GO): protein binding
Source: RefSeq, a predicted model, not a curated record
AUGUUCAGAUUAUUCAUGAAGCUCCCUCCAGGAAUCGUCCAUGGUCAAGUGGCUGAUCGAAGCCCUAGCGUGACUCCUCAAGCCAAGAUUCUUCAACUACCAACGGAGAUCUUGGAUGCAAUCUUCGAUAACCUCGACGUCCUGGAUCGUUGCUGUUUCGCUCUAUGUUGCAAAUCACUGUUACGGUUGGCUCUCAGCAACGAGCAUCUAGAAUAUUUGCUCAUCACACCCCCGAAAAUCGAGAGCCUUCAACAUUUCUUCCAGGAUCAAUUAGGUCGUGGUUGGAUACCAAAUGACCUUCGCUAUUGCCCUGAUUGUGGAAAAUUCACCUCAACCGCAGAGUUUCGAUGGAGAAUUAUCAGUGAGAAAUACAGCAGAGAAUUAUCCGGCAGAGUGUCCCACAUUUGGCGAGCUCGAAGGGAAGAUGGAUGGCUGCGUUACUGGAUCGAAAGAUGGUGCCGGAGCGGGUUCGUUUCCGACAACAUGGCAACCGUGUCCUUGAUUCGAGAGGACCCCACGACACUCGUCUGUCCGAAAUGUGCAAUGCAGAACCCGGACUGUAACAAAUGGAGGCAGCUGAAAUCACAGCCUGCUCGUGAGCAAACGCUUCAAGUGCCACGCCGAUAG